AUGACCUACAUCGUCUCAAAUGAUCCCGCUUGGUGGUCGUUCCUCAGCUAUGGUCGCUUUUUUAGCUAUUUUGUAGUUGCAUCCUUUGCUGUGGUGGUAUACGAUUGGGCAUUAACAUUCACACAAGAGUUCGAACUUAUCUGGAGGCAACGCUGGUCCUUCAUGACCAUUCUUUAUGUUUGUGUGCGCUACAUUGGAAUAUUGUAUUCUCUGUAUCGCCUACUUACUAUCGUCUCUCCCAGUCCCGAUGACAGACAUAGUGGGUAUUCAGCACCGACGUGUGACGUUCCCAUUCCCAUUCAACCACUAAGUGCACUACUACACAGGGGCAAUGUUCUUUAUUUCGUACAUAUGUGGAUACCUGUUGUCGUCAAUGCCAUGCUGGGCGUCAUCCUGAUGACUCGGAUACACGCCAUGUAUGGGCAAUCCAGAAAGAUACUCAUCGUUCUCGCCAUACUCUUGCUGGUUUCCACAAUCGCCACCGGAGUUAUGACGGUAAUUGGAAAUCUGGGUUUUUCAGGGGGGGAGGCCGUGCUCUCUGGUUUCCAUAUGUGUAUCUUCGAAUUGGACGCAAGCGCGAAUGAUCUGAAUGACGACAUGUUGAUACCCACCGCUACAUGGGAAAUCCUUGUCUUUUUUCUUGCAGUCUGGAUUGUUAUAAAACACUUCCGUGAACUGCGACAAUUGCACAGAGGAUCGACCAUUGGAGACUGUUUCACGGUGCUAAUACAAAGUCAUGCGUGGUACUUUCUAGCCUUCGUUGUCGUGGAAUGCUUCGCUCUUGGUUCAUUGUCUCCAACUCUCAUGUACUCAUCUGCUUUGGGAGCUGCUGUUUUUGGUGGCGUUUUCACUAUUGCUGUGGGGUUCCAGAUGUGUGUGUUGGGACCACGUCUGAUUCUCAGUGUUCGUGAAUAUAACGCUAAGAUCGUGGCCGAGUCCGACGAGGGAACACACAUGACGUCCAUUGCUUUCCAGGCCGGUGGAGACGUAUUGACUGGCGGAGAUGUGUAG
Suillus clintonianus is the source of this 1011-nucleotide messenger RNA. RefSeq lists its product as uncharacterized. Bases 1 to 1011 code for a protein of 336 amino acids. The transcript is spliced from 13 exons. Lineage: Eukaryota; Fungi; Basidiomycota; Agaricomycetes; Boletales; Suillaceae. The record is from RefSeq and is a predicted model, not a curated record.